Jatropha curcas is the source of this 1038-nucleotide messenger RNA. RefSeq names its product cytokinin riboside 5'-monophosphate phosphoribohydrolase LOG1. Gene Ontology annotation, molecular function: hydrolase activity, hydrolyzing N-glycosyl compounds. NCBI's taxonomy places the organism in Eukaryota, Viridiplantae, Streptophyta, Magnoliopsida, Malpighiales, Euphorbiaceae. Gene Ontology annotation, cellular component: cytosol; nucleus. Gene Ontology annotation, biological process: cytokinin biosynthetic process. The record is from RefSeq and is a predicted model, not a curated record.
CAAGAGAAAGAAGGAUAAAAAGACAGAUGGGAUGGGCAAUUGUUGGGCUCUUCUCCAACACUAACUCUUUGCUCAACAAGCCUAAUAAAAAAGGAGGGAGUGGGGAUAAAGGAGAUUCAAAACCCAAAGGUGUCUUCUCACUUGCACACACACACUCUCUCUCUCUGCCAUACAAUUUCUCAUCAUCAAUUCUUAUCAGAAGGAUGGAAAAAGAACAAGACACAUCUGCAAGUGAAAAGACAAGAAGGUUUAAGAGUAUAUGUGUAUUUUGUGGAAGUAGAGCUGGGUACAAAUCUUCAUUCAGUGAUGCUGCUCUUGAACUUGGUAAACAGCUGGUUGAGAGAAAGAUUGAUUUGGUAUAUGGUGGGGGGAGCGUAGGUCUUAUGGGUUUGAUCUCACAAACUGUGUUUAAUGGAGGUUGCCAUGUUCUUGGAGUAAUUCCUAAAGCUUUAAUGCCUCAUGAGAUAUCAGGAGAAACCAUAGGAGAAAGGAUAACAGUUGCAGAUAUGCAUCAAAGGAAAGCAGAAAUGUCAAGACAUGCAGAUGCUUUCAUAGCACUUCCUGGUGGUUAUGGAACUUUAGAAGAACUGAUGGAGAUAAUAGCCUGGGCUCAGCUAGGAAUCCAUGACAAACCAGUGGGAUUGUUAAAUGUAGAUGGAUAUUAUAACAGCUUACUUGCUUUGUUUGAUAAGGGAGUUGAAGAAGGUUUCAUAAAUGAUACUGCAAGGCAUAUCGUAGUUAUAGCAGAUACAGCAGCAGAACUUAUCAAGAAAAUGGAGGAAUAUGAACCAGGCCAUGACAAAGUUGCACCAAGACAAAGUUGGGAAGUGGACCAAUUAUCAGAGUCUACAACAAGUGGGGAAGCCUUAGGAUCUUAGAUCUUGAGAAGCCAUCUAUAUCAUGUAUAUAUUUAUAUAAAAGAUACAUAAGUUGGUGCAGUUCCAUUUUAAUCAAUCAAAAAGAAAAGACAGCAAAAGAUUACUCAAUAUCUUUCUUUUUCUCUCUCUAAAGUGGUCUAAAGAUCCCAUAUCUGAAUCA